Molecule: messenger RNA, 2159 nt
Organism: Calliphora vicina (urban bluebottle blowfly)
Lineage: Eukaryota; Metazoa; Arthropoda; Insecta; Diptera; Calliphoridae
Gene: laza
Product: lazaro
Exons: 2
Coding region: 799-1800 (333 amino acids)
Biological process (GO): phospholipid metabolic process; signal transduction; phospholipid dephosphorylation
Cellular component (GO): plasma membrane
Molecular function (GO): phosphatidate phosphatase activity
Source: RefSeq, a predicted model, not a curated record
UUAUUUAAAAAAACAAAACAAAAAUAAAGGAGCUGCUGCUAUCGCCCAACUUUAACUCAAAUAGACAAACUACUACGACAAACGAUUCCAACUGAUCACAACACUGUUGCUGUUUUCAAUCGACAACAACAACUCAUUGAGACCAGCAGAGAACCCCUUUAACAGACGGACUAAAAGACGCGAAAAUUACAAAUUUGUUUGAAUACAAGACGCUAGUACUAAACGGACAGACAAUUAAACAACAAGCGCGAUAUUCAAAAUAUUUCAAACGCAGAAAAAAGUGUGGCCGUUAUUUUUGGUUUUUUUUUUCUUGCAAUUGAACAAGUAGUUAAAUGUUUUAUUGAAAAAUAGAAACACUACUUGAUCAAUUUGGGAACCAACUGCUGCAAUAACAAAAAACUAAACAGUUUCGUUCGAAAAAUUUAAAAAAAAAAUUUAAAAACUUUGAAAUCAAAUGUAAAAAUUUAAACUAAAAACUUUCAAAUAACUUGAAGAAAAACUGCUUUAAAAAACAUCCUCAACAAAGAAAUAUUUUAAACAUCUUUGAGAAAGAAACAAAGUGACAAAAUACCACAAAAAUUAAACAGUCAAAACUUAACAACCAAUCACUAAACAAAAACAUUCCAAACCAUAAACAACUUCAAAAAAACAAAUAAUACAAAAACGUUUAAAGAAAAUACUACAUUUAAUAGUGAUCGUAAAUGUGUGACCAUAAACAUUUAAAUAUAAACGUGAGCGGUAAUUGUUGAUGUUGUAGUGGCUGCUGUUGAAAGAUUGUAACCGAUCAACUAGCCAAAUAUGAGUUCAUAUCAGCGCGGUUUCUUUUGUGCCGACCUCAGCAUACGCUAUCCAUAUCACGAAUGCACAAUAACCGUGUCCAUGCUGUUGUUCUGCAUGCUGCUGCUGCCCAUGCUAUUCCUGAGUGUGGUGGAGAUAAUACGCCUGUGCAACAAUUUCCGCUUGAGGCAGUAUCUACGCAAUGCCACCUUUAGCUUGGGCUGCUUUAGUUUUGGUUUUAUAGCCACCUAUCUGUCCACCGAGCUGGCGAAAAAUGUAGUCCGACGCUUGAGGCCUCACUUUUAUACGGCCUGUAGGCCCCAGCUUAAUGACGGCACCACCUGUGAAGAUGCCAAAAAUCGUAAUAUUUUUGUGGAGCACUACUACUGUUCGAAUCGUAAUCUGUCGGCGAUGCAGUUGAGGGAAUUGUAUGUGUCAUUUCCCAGUGCCCAUUCGUCGCUGUCGUUUUAUGCCAUGUUAUUUUUGGCCUUUUAUUUGCAUGCCAUAUGGCGCGGUGGACGCGGCAUACAGCGUGUCUUACGUCAUUUGUUGCAGUUUCUGUUUCUCUCGAUGGCCUGGUUUAUUUCGCUCAGUCGUGUGGCCGACUAUUGGCAUCACUGGUCGGACGUGUUGGCCGGUGCGGUGAUGGGUGUCAUUUAUGCCACACUAACCGUCUUGUAUGUGGGUAGAUUUUUGCAACUAAAUUCUCACACAAAUAAAAUCGCCAGCUCUCUGCCGCAUGGCAACUGCAACUUUAACUUGCAACAUUGUACGGCUGCAGGCGGUGGCGCAACGGUGGUUGUGUCCAACAAGUUGAAAUCGAAUUUGAAAAAGUCAACAUUACAACAUGUACCCUCGAGCGUUAGUUUCAGCCAAACUCUGCAACAAUUGCAGUUGCAGCACGAAGAUCAAACCUCCGCCUCGACUACAGCGUUAUCAUCAUCAUCAUUACAGGCAUCGCUGGCAGCCGCCAAAGAGCAUCUUAUAUCAUCUAAUGAAUGUGUAUGGAAAUCGGGAACAUAGUGUGGAGUCAGCAAAAGCGUAUAAUAAAAAAAAACGUAUAGAGUUACUUUGUCUGUUAUUGCAUUCAACUCUUUUAUUUUUUUUUUAGUAUUUUUUAAGUCCAUUAUUUAUUUAUUGUUGUUACUUAUAGCGCUGCUGCUGCUGCUGUAGAAAAAAAGUUCUUGUGGAUUUAGUUCUUUAUUUUUUCCAUGUAGUUUGUUUUUUAUGCCAACAAUUAUUGUAAUUGAGAAAUUAUUAUUAUGUGUAUUGAAAUGUGAUAACCUUUUUUAUUUUGUAUUUUCUAUCUUUAUAUUUAUUUAUAAGUAUCUGUUUUCGCAACAGCAGUAGGGAGUAUAAAUAGGGCAUAGAUUAUUGAGAUA